AUGCCCUCGGAGCGCGAAGUGACCGAGGAGAGCGCAGAUGAUGCGGCUCUGUACACCAACCGCUGCCGAGCCCGGCUGCGUCUCGAGGAGAUCGAGGGGGCGAGGUCAGCCGUCGCGAAAUCGAUCGCCCGCCUCUCCCUCGAUCUUUUCCUGUCCGGAGACACGGAGGCCUUUCGUUACGGGGACGUCAUCGAGGUGCGGGACGCGGGCGAUGAUGCCUGGUUGGGCGGGCCAGCACCGCACAACCCAGCGCUCGACGGGCCCGACGGCGCCGGCGGCUUCAAACAGCUCUGCGACGGCAGCGCCGAGAAACCGGCCGGCGUGGCGGACUUCGCCUGGCGCAAGAAGCUAUCGUUCCGGACGCUGGCCGAAGCAGUCGCUGCAGCUGACGACGGCGACCGGAUCGUUCUCCUGCCCGGCACGCACAACGGAUGCGGCAAGACGGUCGAGGUCGACAAGCUCGUCCACAUCGCGGGAAGCGCGGACGGCGGCGCGACGGUCUACGACCACCGCGCCAACUGCCCUGCGCUCCACAUCACCCACGAUUGUGUACUGUCCAACUUGACCGUUGACAUGACCGGCUUCCGCGAGGGGGUUCUAGUCGAGAACCGCUGCAGGGUAGCGAUCGAUAGGUGCGUCUUUCGCUGCGCGAACGACGCCUGCGUGGACGUCGGCGGGCACGCGCACGUGCAGCUUGGGGCUUGCGACUUGUGCGGGAGGGUGGGGCUGCGCGCCUUCGGGGACGCGAAGGUCGCCGUCCGCCGCUGCGUGUUCGAAAAGAACCGGAGCCAGGGCCUGUGGGUCGGCGAGGACGCGACCGUCUCGGUCGACGACUCUGUGCUGAAUGACAACGGCGAGGAGGGCGUUGCUGUGCUGGGGAGCGCCACGGUGACCAUCUCGCGAUCCUGCAUCGGCGACAAUGGGGCUCCGUGCGUGGACGCGAGCGGCGCGGCCAAGGUGCAGCUGAGCGACACCCAGCUCGGCGGGUCGAAGGCGACGUGCGCGUGCGCUGCGUGGGAGCGUGCCGCCGUCACGGCGUCGCGAUGCGUGCUCGAGGGGGGCAAGAGCGCGGGACUCCUGGUUCACGGCGACGACGUGAGGAUGUCGGUCACGGACUCGCGCAUCCAGGGCGGCAUCGAGGCCCCAGAGGCUGUGCGCUCCUCGCUUCUCGACGACAGGGCAAGAAACGACCUCCUCGGAAACAGCCGCGCCGCUCGGCUGCCGCCGGACCUGGGGCCGUUCGCCGAGCCAGUGGGCGCGGUCUGA
This is a messenger RNA of Pedinophyceae sp. YPF-701, 1266 nucleotides long. The record is from the annotation of a GenBank genome assembly. NCBI's taxonomy places the organism in Eukaryota, Viridiplantae, Chlorophyta, Pedinophyceae.